AUGAGCUAUCGUCUCCUCGCAUUUCUGGCGUCGCUGCUCUUCAGCAAUGCGCUAGCCAAACCCCUGAGAAAUUUAUGCAGAGACUGUCUCGUCCAUGAGCCGACGUCCGUCGUCAGACCUUCCGAGGGUGCAGCAGAGACCGUUAAGUUUCGUAGUCCCGACGCAUCGGAACGGGACAAAUUGUGGCGUCAAGACCUCGAAGCGAUCUCGCGCUCCUCUUUGCAUGCGCUUCGCUCGGGGCCUCGAUCUGCCACGCCUGGACGCCUCACCUCCGCACCCUCGCCCAGUCGCUCUUCUCAUGGCCACUCGCUUCGAAGUGCGAAUCCAGGAGGUUCGCCUACGAGCGAGGUGGGAGUCGUGCUGGCAGAUGGGCCUGUCACAACCUCGAGUCGAACCUUUGCUCACUACACUACACCUCGCACCUCCGUCGCUCGACUCGACCAUAGUCGCUCUCCAAAAGACUCUGGCAAUCGAGGCUACGCCAGCGGUUCCGACGCGCCCACAUCACCGGGGCUUCGCUCUAGCAGCAGCGCCCUUUCCCAUCUUGCCACAGCAUCUCCUCGUCUAUCGACCACUCCAGGCUCCAGGGAAGCGCGUCUGUUCGCGCAGACGCAGCGAGAGUUGCGUACAGCGUUGUCAGGCAAGAAAGCACUACAACACACGUCCGAGGGGCGAGGAUCAAGGCGACUCGAUCGGGCCUCGACAGCUGGCAAGGGCAAGUCGCCCGAUGGCAACCGGCCGCAGUCUGCCUCGGAUCGCUGGUCAGGCGCGUCGCAAGAUCAAACGUCGACGCCAAUUCCUUCGCGACAGGCGUCUAUAAAGGACGACGAUUCUGAGCGGAGCAGCCGCUGGUCCAUGUCCGACAGGUACUCGCAGCUCCGAUCACUUUCGCCAUCUCCAUCUCCACCUCAUAGCAUCCGCAGGCAAAGAGACGCGUACUCCCCCUCGCCGCAGAGGAGCCCCAUGCAUUCACCUCUGAGAACACCCUCAAGCUCUCGCCUGCUUUCACCAUCUCCACAACGCUUUGCGCGCCUCUCGCCCGGCUCGGCGGUUCAUGGCGACCGCAAUGUGCCCAACGUUGUACAUCCACUGGGCUACGCGCAUCCGCACUUUGACUCUCACGGCCUCUACGGUCAGGUAAAUCACAAUCUAGAGGAACACACGCACGCUUUGCAGUACGAUGGACACGUCAAGGGGACAUCCUUGCGAGGCGAUUCCGUGGCAAUGUGGGCCAAGCCAGGAUUUCAUUUCCGGCACUUUGCUACCGGAUGGAUGGAGCAAAGGCACGGGUCUGGCCAGAGCAAGGUGCUGGGCCAGGGGCCCGGCCAGGGCAAGCUGCUGAUGGUGGGGCCAAACAAUCAAUUCUUUGACGCUGUGCACAACGGCAAGGUAGUGGGCUCGUGGAAGCUGCACCCGUCCAUGUCGAAGCAAAAGGGCGUCUACGACAUUGAGAGAAAUCCGGUCCACGUGCACGGUCCGAAAGCCAGAGCAAACAAUCAAGAAGCGCUGCAGACGCUACAGGAGAUGGAGGCGAAACAUGCCCACAGUUCUAGUCGUCGUCGUCCAUCCGACAGCGACGACGACGCGGACGACGGCAUGGACUUCAGAAAGCCAUCUCCAGCUGGCUCGAGGCGCACUUCGCGCUCCAGCAGCCCGCCGCAAGCUUUGGCCAGUCCCAGUGUGAGUCCAGCUCGGUCUCCACCAGUCUCCAGCACGCGUCGCCACUCUCCUGCAGUAAGCUCGAUGCACGCGCAGGACCGACGCCAGCGAGACACAUACCCGCGCGCCGACGGAAUUUCUUCCACCCCCGCCAAACCUGUACCCGACGCAUCGCCUUUGCCCACAGCGACAUCGACGGGAGAAAAGCCGUCUGUCGACCAAGACGCCAAACGCUUGCGCUCGGAGCAUAAUCUCAAGCCCGAGGCUCAGCCGCAGCAUUCCCGCGCUUCUUCGCCCGCUUCCUCGCUGGGCAGCGCAGACAGCUUCGCUUUUCGCGUGGGGCCUCUGCUCGGUGCGGAGAAUGGGCAAGUUGCAGGGGUGGCAAAUGGAGAGGUGGAAGGAAGGGCACUUCGCCGAGAGCACGACGUCGAUCGAAAGGACGAUUCGAAACAGAGCGCGCAACGUGGGGAUGAUCGAGAUCCGAUCCGACACGCGGCCGACAUGAAGAGGGACAGGUGA
Molecule: messenger RNA, 2178 nt
Organism: Ceraceosorus guamensis
Lineage: Eukaryota; Fungi; Basidiomycota; Exobasidiomycetes; Ceraceosorales; Ceraceosoraceae
Exons: 2
Coding region: 1-2178 (725 amino acids)
Source: RefSeq, a predicted model, not a curated record